This is a messenger RNA of Malassezia pachydermatis, 1341 nucleotides long. Its product is annotated as tyrosine trna ligase. NCBI's taxonomy places the organism in Eukaryota, Fungi, Basidiomycota, Malasseziomycetes, Malasseziales, Malasseziaceae. The record is from RefSeq and is a predicted model, not a curated record. The transcript is spliced from 3 exons. Gene Ontology annotation, molecular function: ATP binding; tyrosine-tRNA ligase activity. Gene Ontology annotation, biological process: tyrosyl-tRNA aminoacylation. Bases 1 to 1341 code for a protein of 446 amino acids.
AUGGCGACACAGGCUGAACUGUCACCGCAGAAGCGCUACGAUCUGAUCACUCGUGGUAUCGAGGAAGUUCUUGGUGGUGGUGAGAUUUUGAAGCUGCUGGAGGAAAACGAACGCCCUGUUCGCUGCUACUGGGGUACAGCUCCAACAGGUCGUCCUCAUGUCGGUUACCUUGUGCCGCUGACGAAACUCGCGGACUUUUUGCGAGCUGGUGUUCAGGUCAAGGUACUCUUUGCUGACAUCCAUGCGUUCCUGGACAACAUGAAGGCACCUAUUGAAUUGGUGAAGCUUCGCUCUGAGUACUACAAGCGUAUCCUGGUUUGCGUAAUGAAGUCCAUUGGUGUGCCAACAGACCGCAUGUCGUUUGUUCUCGGCUCGUCCUAUCAACUGUCGGAAAACUACAAUUUCGAUGCAUACCGCCUAGCCGCUAUGGUGACGGAGCAUGACGCCAAGAAGGCAGGUGCUGAAGUCGUCAAGCAAGUGGCUAGCCCUGUCUUGAGUGGUCUUCUGUACCCUGGCCUUCAAGCCUUGGAUGAGCAAUACCUCGAUGUGGACUUCCAGUUUGGUGGUGUCGACCAACGCAAGAUCUUCACUUAUGCUGAGCACUACUUGCCCAAGCUUGGUUAUGCCAAGCGCAGUCACCUGAUGAACGCUAUGGUGCCUGGCAUGAAUGGCUCCAAGAUGUCUUCGUCAGAUGCCGACUCAAAGAUUGACUUCCUGGACACUCCGCAGGAGGUCAUCAAGAAGAUCAAGGCUGCUUACUGUAUGGAAGGUGAAGUGGAAGGCAAUGGUGUUCUGGCUUUUGUGGGCUCUGUGCUCAUGCCGAUUGCUCGCGUGCGUAAUGAAAUGCCUGAGGGUACCCUGUACGAGGGUCAAUCACGUUCCUUCGUGGACCCUACGGCGCCGGAAGGCACCCUGUUCAGCAUUAUGCGCCCUGAAAAGUUCGGUGGUCCUCUCUUCUACAGCACCUAUGAGGAGCUGGUGAACGAUUUCAAGGAGAAGAAGGUGCACCCGGCGGAUCUGAAACCAGCUGUGGCUGCUGCCCUGAACAUUCUUUUGGAGCCUGUGCAGAAGAUGCUCGCUGAGGAUGAGUCCUUCAGGAAAGUUAAGGCGGAUGCAUACCCUGAAGAUGAGCCCAAGGCGAAGAAGGUGAAGGAAAAGAAGAUGAAUCCCAAGUUUGCUCCGUACUUUACAAAGGAAGAGGGCGGUUCGGCUGCCACUCCCGAAGAGGCUGCUGCGAAUGCCAAGGCAGAUGGCUUCGAAUAUAAGCAGCGUAAGGGCAAGAAGGGGUCUGCUCCUUCGGCUCCCACGGCCGAGAUGGAUAAGCUUUCUGUGCAGCCAUAG